AUGAACAAGGGAAUUGCAAAAUAUUUCCCCACGCCUGUUUAUAUAUCAAAUAAAAACCGGUGCACUCUCUCUCUCUCUCUCUCUCUCUCUCUUGCUCUUCUGUGUCCCAUCCCCCUCUCUCUUUCUCUCUCUUCCUCUUCUGUCUCUCACCCCCUCUCUCUUUCUCUCUCUUCCUCUUCUGCCUCUCACCCUCCUCUCUAUUUCUCUCUCUUCUGUCUCUCACCCCCUUUAUCAUUUUCUCUCUCUCUCUCUUUCUUCCUGUUCUGUCUCUCGCCCCUUCUCUCUUUCUCUCUCUUCCUCUUCUGUCUCUCACCCCCUCUCACUUUCUCUCUCAUCUUAGUCUGUCUCUCAUCUCCUCUAUCACUUUCUUUCUUCCUCUUCUGUCUCUCACCCCCUCUCUCUUACUCUCUCUUCUGUCUCUCACCCCCCUCUAUCACUUUUUCUCUCUCUCUCUUCCUGUUCUGUCUCUCACCCCCUCUCUCUUUCACUCUCUUCUUCUUCUGUGUCUCACCCCCUCUCACUUUCUUUCUCUCCCUCUUCUGUCUCUCAACCCCUCUAUCACUUUCUCUCUUCCUCUUCUGUCUCUUACCCCCUCUCACCCCUCUCUCUUUCUCUCUCUUCUGUCUCUCACCCCCUCUAUCACUUUUUCUCUCUCUCUCUUCCUGUUCUGUCUCUCACCUCCUCUCUCUUUCUCUCUCUUUCUCUCUCUUCCUCUUCUGUCUCUCAAAACCCCCUCUCACUUUCUCUCUCUCCCUCUUCUGUCUCUCAUCCCCUCUAUCACUUUCUCUCUUCCUCUUCUGUCUUUCAUCCCCUCUCGCCCUCUCUCUCUCUCUCUUUUCUCCCUCUAUCGCUUUCUCUUUAUCUUCCUCUUCUGUCUCUCAUCUUCUUUCUCUCUUUCUCUCUCUUUCUCUCAGAAUAUUUUUAGCAAAAAAAGAAAAAAAAAGAAAAUAUUAA
This is a messenger RNA of Acanthosepion pharaonis, 954 nucleotides long. The record is from the annotation of a GenBank genome assembly. Lineage: Eukaryota; Metazoa; Mollusca; Cephalopoda; Sepiida; Sepiidae.